UUGUGGUAGGAAGGGAGGUCCGCUCCGCCGGGCGCGCCGCCCCAGUGCUCUGUGGGAUACUGGAAGUCUCGAGCGUCUCCUCCCGGUUCCCAGCCCUCCUCUGGCCCGCACUCAUAGAAACAGACACACACCCCCUGCCUGCCCGCUCCUCGCUCUCCGCCUCCCCCUUCCCCCCCCUCGCGAUAAGAAGACCCGGCGGCAGGAGAGGGGAUGAAGAUGGCGGACGCGAAGCAGAAGCGGAACGAGCAGCUGAAGCGCUGGAUCGGCUCCGAGACGGACCUCGAGCCUCCCGUGGUGAAGCGUCAGAAGACCAAGGUGAAGUUCGACGAUGGCGCCGUCUUUCUGGCUGCCUGCUCCAGCGGCGACACGGAUGAGGUCCUCAAGCUGCUGCACCGCGGCGCCGACAUCAAUUACGCCAAUGUGGACGGACUCACUGCCCUGCACCAGGCUUGCAUUGAUGACAAUGUUGAUAUGGUGAAGUUUCUAGUAGAAAAUGGAGCAAAUAUUAAUCAACCUGAUAAUGAAGGCUGGAUACCACUACAUGCAGCUGCUUCCUGUGGAUAUCUUGAUAUUGCAGAGUUUUUGAUUGGUCAGGGAGCACAUGUAGGGGCUGUCAACAGUGAAGGAGAUACACCUUUAGAUAUUGCUGAGGAGGAAGCAAUGGAAGAGCUACUUCAAAAUGAAGUUAAUCGCCAAGGGGUUGAUAUAGAAGCAGCUCGAAAGGAAGAAGAACGAAUAAUGCUUAGAGAUGCAAGACAGUGGCUAAAUAGUGGCCAUAUAAAUGACGUCCGGCACGCAAAAUCCGGAGGCACAGCCCUUCACGUUGCAGCAGCUAAGGGCUAUACAGAGGUUUUAAAACUUUUAAUACAGGCAGGCUAUGAUGUUAAUAUUAAAGAUUAUGAUGGAUGGACACCUCUUCAUGCUGCAGCUCAUUGGGGUAAAGAAGAAGCAUGUCGAAUUUUAGUGGAUAAUCUGUGUGAUAUGGAGAUGGUCAACAAAGUGGGCCAGACUGCCUUUGAUGUAGCUGAUGAAGACAUUCUAGGAUAUUUAGAAGAGUUACAAAAGAAACAAAAUCUGCUCCACAGUGAAAAACGGGAUAAGAAAUCUCCACUAAUUGAGUCAACAGCAAAUAUGGACAAUAAUCAGUCACAGAAGACCUAUAAAAACAAAGAGACAUUGAUUAUCGAACCAGAGAAAAAUGCAUCCCGUAUUGAAUCUCUGGAACAAGAAAAGGUUGAUGAGGAAGAAGAAGGGAAGAAAGAUGAAUCUAGCUGCUCAAGUGAAGAAGACGAUGAAGAUGACUCAGAAUCAGAAGCUGAAACAGAUAAGACAAAACCCAUGACUUCUGUAACUAAUGCCAACACUUCUAGUACACAAGCAGCUCCUAUAGCUGUUACAGCACCUACUGUUUCAUCGGGUCAGACAACACCUACAUCACCUAUUAAAAAGUUUCCAACCUCAGCUACAAAAAUUUCUCCCAAAGAAGAAGAGAGAAAAGAUGAAUCUCCUGCAUCUUGGAGGUCAGGACUUAGAAAGACUGGCAGUUAUGGUGCACUUGCUGAAAUCACAGCAUCUAAAGAGGCUCAGAAAGAAAAAGACACUGCAGGUGUUAUGCGUUCAGCCUCAAGUCCCAGACUUUCCUCCUCAUUGGAUAAUAAAGAAAAGGAGAAAGAUAGUAAAGGAACUAGGCUUGCAUAUGUUACACCCACAAUACCAAGAAGACUAGCCAGUACAUCUGACAUCGAAGAGAAAGAAAACAGAGAUACUUCAAGUUUGCGAACAAGUAAUUCUUACACUAGACGGAAAUGGGAAGAUGAUCUUAAAAAAAAUAGCUCAAUUAAUGAAGGAUCAACUUAUCAUAAAAGUUGCUCCUUUGGUAGAAGACAAGAUGAUCUGAUUAGUUCUAGUGUUCCAAGCACCACAUCAACACCAACAGUUACCUCUGCAGCUGGGCUUCAGAAAAGCCUGCUUUCCAGCACAAGCACUACUACAAAGAUUACAACGGGUUCUUCCUCAGCAGGCACACAAAGCAGUACCUCAAAUCGUUUGUGGGCUGAGGAUAGUACUGAAAAAGAAAAGGACAGUGUUCCUACGGCAGUGACCAUUCCUGUUGCUCCAACUGUUGUAAAUGCUGCAGCUUCUACCACAACCCUGACUACAACUACUGCUGGCACUGUCUCCUCUACAUCAGAGGUCAGGGAGAGACGCAGAUCAUACCUCACUCCUGUUAGGGAUGAAGAGUCUGAAUCCCAAAGAAAAGCAAGAUCUAGACAAGCAAGACAGUCUAGAAGAUCCACACAGGGGGUGACAUUAACUGAUCUUCAGGAAGCCGAAAAAACAAUAGGAAGAAGUCGUUCUACCCGAACUAGAGAACAAGAAAAUGAAGAAAAAGAAAAGGAGGAAAAAGAAAAACAGGAUAAAGAGAAACAAGAAGAAAAGAAGGAAUCAGAAACAUCUAAAGAGGAUGAAUAUAAACAAAAGUAUUCAAGAACAUAUGAUGAGACUUACCAGCGUUACAGACCAGUAUCAACUUCAAGUUCAACCACUCCAUCUUCUUCCCUUUCUUCUAUGAGCAGUUCACUCUAUGCUUCAAGUCAACUAAACAGGCCAAAUAGUCUUGUAGGUAUAACUUCUGCUUACUCCAGGGGAUUGACCAAAGAAAAUGAAAGAGAGGGAGAAAAAAGAGAAGAGGAAAAGGAAGGAGAAGAUAAAUCACAUAAGUCAAUCAGAGAACGACGGCGACCGAGAGAGAAAAGAAGAUCGACAGGAGUAUCAUUUUGGACACAAGAUAGUGAUGAAAAUGAGCAAGAACAACAAUCAGAUACAGAAGAAGGAUCCAAUAAGAAAGAAACUCAGACGGAUUCCAUUUCCAGGUAUGAAACCAGUUCCACAUCAGCUAGUGAUCGGUAUGAUUCCUUGUUGGGUCGCUCUGGAUCAUACAGCUACUUAGAAGAAAGAAAACCUUACAGUAGCAGGCUAGAAAAGGAUGACUCAACUGACUUUAAAAAGCUUUAUGAACAAAUUCUAGCUGAAAAUGAAAAACUGAAGGCACAGCUACAUGAUACAAAUAUGGAACUAACAGAUCUUAAAUUGCAGUUGGAAAAGGCCACCCAGAGACAAGAAAGAUUUGCAGAUAGGUCACUGUUGGAAAUGGAAAAAAGGGUGACCGGCAAGAGUCAGUAUCUCCUGGGCGGAACGAAGAGCUCUAGAAAGAAGAAUAUCUGAAAUGGAAGAAGAGCUCAAAAUGUUACCAGACCUAAAAGCAGACAACCAGAGGCUAAAGGAUGAAAAUGGGGCUUUGAUCCGAGUUAUAAGCAAACUUUCCAAAUAAUAAUUAAAAAAAAAAACAAGGCAGCAAGUAAUGGAAUUGCACAUGUUAGUAACCCAGUGGACCAUAAUUGGCAGUCACUGGAAGCCAGAGAAGACUCCUUGGAGACUGUCAUAUUCAGAUAUCCUGCCAAAUGCCCUCUUAUCUAGGAUUUUUGUUUCGUUCAGUUUUCUGGGUUGGUUUUUUUGUUUGUUUUAUUUUUAAAUCAAGACCAUUGUUUCAUGUUAAUGCAGCUGCUGAGAAGAUGUGGGGUUUUUUUGUUUUUGUUUUUCUUUUUUUUUUUUUUUUUUGUUUAAAUGACUGCGAAAACUUGUUUACAGCUCCAGCAUAUAAGGAAAGUGUUCAAGGCCAGAUAUGCCUCAGAUAUUUAACCAGUAAGCCUUAGUUGUACAUAAAUACUUUGUGUCAACAAAAACUUUCAGCUCUCACAGAAGACAGUUAUUCAACAUUUUUUGAUGUGCCACAGUUUCCAGUUUUUCAAUAUUUAAUUUUUUUUUUUUUUUUUUGCUUUACAUCUAAGUUUGGGUUUGUAUUUUUUUCUUCUCUCUCUUCAUGUGGCAGAGUCUUCUAUGUUUUCACAGCUAUUUCAUUUACAGAAAAAAACACUUGCUCUUCUGAAACUUUUGUCAUGUAUUAGACUAAUAAUGUAUUGUCUCCCACCUGGAACUGAAUUGCUUGGUGGAACAUUUGCUUUCACUGUUUGUGCAAUACGCAUUUGUUUCUUAUAUGAAUGCUUUAAAGUCCAUUGAGAUUAGAUCCUUUAAGUCCUAUUUUCUGCCUUCAUUGGUCACUUUUUCGUUGUUUUUGUUUUUUAUUGUUGUAGUGUAAGAUGUUAGGUUCUGUAUCUUCACAUUCAUUUUAGCAGGUACUGAGUGAUGCUGUAUAUAUAAAUAAGUGUAUUGUUUUGAUUUUUAGAACACCACAUGGCAUGCUUGACUAUUUUCUUAUUUCAAAUGUCUGUUAAUGCAAAGUAGGCUACUCCACGAUAGUGUUAAAAACAAACUUUGCUAACAAUGUGAUGUAAAGACUUUAAAAGUUACACAUUCUGUGGAGCCCUAUCUUUACAAAAGUUUUCUACUGUAAAGUGCUUUUACUUUUAUUUUGUUUUCAUUUGAUAGUGUUCAACCAUAAUUAAAGUUGCAUAAGAUAAUUGCUUCACAUUUCACAUACCUAUAUUUAUCUGAGUGCUGUCUAAAACUGUUGUGCUAGCCAAAGUAAUGCUAUGAAAUCAUUUGCAGACUUAACCCGUGAGUUAAUGUUAAAUGCACUGUUAUUGCCAUGUGAAGAGGCACCGACUUUGAUACCACCAUCAUGUUCAGACCAUUUUAUACAUUUCAGUGGCCUUUUUUUACAAAAAAAAAAAAAAAGAGAAAAAAAGCAAAACCAAGUACAUAGUGAAAAUGGCUUUUAUUUGGACAAAUAGCUUUUAUAUUUUCAUUAAACCAUGCAAAAAAUAUUACAUCAUUCUGGCACAUAACUGUCUCCUUAACCACUGAACAGUUCAGCCAUUUGAAUAAAUUGUAAAGCUUAUAGUAGCUGAUUGUAUUAUUGAUUGUAUUGUAUACUAUAUUAAAUGUGAAUUUGUACCCCUUCAUUUUAAAAGGUCAUUGUGUUCUACUGCCUAUUUUAGAUUACUUUGGGGUUGGGGAAUGGUGUUUUGGUAAGCAGGAUUUUAAGUCCUCUCUUGAUUGGUUUUAUGAAGAUAUAAGGUUAUGCUCUUACUACCAAGCUCAGGAUUCUUGAUUUAAAGGUACAAGGAUAGAUGUGGGAAUUAUAUUUUUGGUUAUAUUUGAGCUGUAUGAAUGGUGGGUCUGAAUAUAGAGAAUUUCCAUGGUCUUAUGUGGAGGUAAAAUAUGCAGAUAGUUGGACAGUUUGAGGGACUGCAACGUGUCCUGGUUGCGCAACAGUUAGGCAUGCUAUGGUUUCUAUUUGUGAUGUUUGGAUGCCUGUGAAGGAUGAUUAAAUACAUGUUUCUAAUAUUUUAGUGUUUUGUAUUUAGGUUAUUUAUUCUUUGUAUCUAAAACUGAACAGCUACUGUGCUAUAUUGAUUUUAUUGGUAGUAUUGAGCAGACCUUGUUUCUGCAUGAAACUAGUUGCAAAACCCACUAUUUUGGAAAUAAAAAUGUAUUUUGACAUAUACAAAUAAAAUGAAUAAAACUA
Molecule: messenger RNA, 5488 nt
Organism: Tupaia belangeri chinensis (Chinese tree shrew)
Lineage: Eukaryota; Metazoa; Chordata; Mammalia; Scandentia; Tupaiidae
Gene: PPP1R12A
Product: protein phosphatase 1 regulatory subunit 12A
Exons: 26
Coding region: 211-3225 (1004 amino acids)
Biological process (GO): signal transduction
Cellular component (GO): cytoplasm; A band; Z disc
Molecular function (GO): phosphatase regulator activity; enzyme inhibitor activity; protein kinase binding
Source: RefSeq, a predicted model, not a curated record